AUGUCCCCCAAUACCAACAAAUACACCUCCAAACUCGCCAACAAACGCAUCCUAAUCAUUGGAGGCUCCUCAGGCCUGGGCUACGCAGCAGCAGAAGCAUCCCUCGAACACGCCGCGACCGUACACCUAGCCUCCUCCAACCCCUCCAAACUCGCCGCCGCCGAAGCCCGCCUACGCUCAACCUACCCCUCCACUCAAGACGACCAACUCAAAACCCACACAAUCAACCUCGCAGACCUCGAAAACCUGCACAUCAACCUCACACGCCUCCUCGACGAAGCAACAUCGAAUGGCAGCCUCAAAAUAGACCACAUCCUCUACACCGCAGACGCAGCUUCUCCCCUUCCCUCCCUCCCGGACACGCAACCCUCCCACAUCACAGCGUCCCUCUCCAUGAGAGCCUACGCACCUACAAUACUCGCUGGCCUCCUCUCUUCGGAGAAAUACAUCGCCCACGGACCAGAUACCUCGCUUACCCUCACAAACGGCUCCAGCUCCCACCGGCCCAUGCCAGGUUGGGCCGUCGCCGACUGUGCCGCCGGCGCGAUGGAGGGUCUCGUCAGGGGUCUGUCCUUUAACCUCGCCCCAGUGCGUGUGAACCUCGUCUCUUCGGGCCCCGUCACGACGGAACUGUUCCUGGCGCUUCCUGGGGAGGCUAUCGAGGGGUUCCGAAGCAAGACGCUGACGGGAAGGCUUGGGCGGCCUGAGGAUGUGGCGGAGGCGUAUUUGUAUUUGAUGAAGGAUGGGAACAUUACUGGCGCAACCAUCUUUACUGAGGGAGGAAGGAUCUUGUCAUCGUAG
This is a messenger RNA of Colletotrichum fioriniae, 801 nucleotides long. RefSeq lists its product as uncharacterized. Lineage: Eukaryota; Fungi; Ascomycota; Sordariomycetes; Glomerellales; Glomerellaceae. The record is from RefSeq and is a predicted model, not a curated record. Gene Ontology annotation, molecular function: oxidoreductase activity.